UCGGGUGCAAAAAUCAACAUAUCAGACUGCUCGUGCCCGGAACGAAUCGUCACCGUCUCCGGAUCAAGAAGUGCUAUCUACAAAGCCUUUACACUUAUUACAAAAAAAUUCGAAGAGUGGUGUUCACAGUUUCAAGACAAUACAACUGCACAGGGUAAAACGCAAAUUCCAAUUCGCUUGAUUGUGCCAGCUAGUCAGUGCGGCUCCUUGAUCGGAAAAGGCGGCUCGAAAAUCAAAGAAAUUCGAGAAAUCACGGGGUGUUCGAUUCAAGUUGCAAGUGAAAUGUUGCCAAAUUCUACGGAACGCGCUGUCACACUUAGUGGAUCAGCGGAAUCAAUCACGCAAUGUAUCUAUCACAUAUGCUGUGUUAUGCUGGAG
Messenger RNA from Anopheles cruzii, 378 nucleotides. RefSeq names its product poly(rC)-binding protein 3-like. The record is from RefSeq and is a predicted model, not a curated record. Lineage: Eukaryota; Metazoa; Arthropoda; Insecta; Diptera; Culicidae. The transcript is spliced from 3 exons. The annotation marks the transcript as partial. Gene Ontology annotation, molecular function: mRNA binding. Gene Ontology annotation, biological process: regulation of gene expression; regulation of RNA metabolic process. Gene Ontology annotation, cellular component: cytoplasm; nucleus.